Tachyglossus aculeatus (Australian echidna) is the source of this 2029-nucleotide messenger RNA. It is a transcript of the gene PACSIN3, whose product is annotated as protein kinase C and casein kinase substrate in neurons 3. The transcript is spliced from 10 exons. Bases 129 to 1409 code for a protein of 426 amino acids. Gene Ontology annotation, cellular component: cytoplasm; plasma membrane; endosome. Gene Ontology annotation, molecular function: protein binding; phospholipid binding. Lineage: Eukaryota; Metazoa; Chordata; Mammalia; Monotremata; Tachyglossidae. Gene Ontology annotation, biological process: plasma membrane tubulation; cytoskeleton organization; regulation of endocytosis. The record is from RefSeq and is a predicted model, not a curated record.
CACACUGCUCCCCGCCCCUUCCUUUCCCCCUGAUAUUUUCAGACUGAAAGAGACGUCGCGGGGGCUCGGGGGAUCUUCAGGCCCCGGCCACCCGGGACUCGGCCACCAUUCCGUGCUGCAGGGACAAAAUGGCCCCGGAGGACGACGCCGGCGGGGAGGCCCCCGGGGGCAGCUUCUGGGAGGCCGGGCACUACAGGCGGACGGUCCAGCGUGUGGAGGAUGGCCACCGGCUCUGUGGGGAUCUGGUCGGCUGCUUCCAGGAACGCGCCCGCAUCGAAAAGGCCUAUGCCCAACAGCUGGCUGACUGGGCUCGCAAGUGGAGAAGCACCGUGGAGAAGGGCCCCCAGUAUGGUACGCUGGAGAAGGCCUGGCACGCCUUCCUGACGGCGGCCGAGCGGCUGAGCGUGCUGCACCUGGAAGUGCGGGAGCUUCUGCAGGGCGAGGACAGCGAGCGUGUGCGGGCCUGGCAGCGGGAGGCCUUCCACCGGCCUGUGCUGGGGGGCUUCCGGGAGACCCGGGCCGCCGAAGAUGGCUUCCGCAAAGCCCAGAAGCCCUGGGUCAAACGGUUAAAGGAGGUGGAGACGACGAAGAAGAGCUACCACUCGGCCCGGAAGGAGGAGAAGACGGCGCAGACGCGGGAGAGCCACGCCCGGGCCGACGCCGCCGUGUCCCAGGAGCAGCUGCGCAAGCUGCAGGAGCGCGUGGAGCGCUGCGGCAGGGAGGCCGAGAAGGCGAAAGCCCAGUACGAGCAGACGCUGGCGGAGCUGCACCGCUACACGCCGCGCUACAUGGAGGACAUGGAGCAGGUGUUCGAGAGCUGCCAGGCCGCCGAGCGCCAGCGCCUGCUCUUCUUCAAGGACAUGCUGCUCACCCUGCACCAGCACCUGGACCUCUCCACCAACGACAGGUUCAUCGCGCUGCACCGGGAUUUGCACCAGGACAUCGUGGCGGCCAGCGACCAGGAGGACUUGCGCUGGUGGCGGAGCACCCACGGGCCGGGCAUGGCCAUGAACUGGCCACAGUUUGAGGAGUGGUCCCUGGACACCCAGCGGACCAUCAGCCGCAAAGAGAAGAACAACCGGACCCCCGAUGAAGUGACCUUAACCAGCAUCGUUCCCACGCGGGAUGGCACGGAACCCCCUUCCCAGCCGGGGUCACCGGGGUCUCCACGGAGCCAGCAGGAAGAGGAAUGGUCGGAUGAGGAAAGCCCUCGGAAGGGGACCGCUGGCGUGCGAGUGCGAGCGUUAUAUGACUAUUCGGGCCAGGAGGCUGAUGAGCUCAGCUUCCGAGCAGGCGAGGAGCUGCUGAAGAUGAGCGAAGAGGACGAGCAGGGCUGGUGCCAGGGCCAACUUCAGAGCGGGCGCGUCGGCCUCUACCCCGCCAACUACGUUGAGUGUGUGGCGGCCUGAUCCGCGCUGCCUCUGGGACCUCUCUCCGCCUCCUGUUCCCAAUCCUCCCAACCCUCUCCUCUUUCCAUCCCAGGACAGCAUUCGGAUGACGUUCCCGCCGCCUCCGGAAGACCCCCCCCGCCACCCCCUUACUCCUCCUCUCCGGGGCUAGGGCUGCGCCACCUCCGCCCUGGUGACGGGGCGGGAAUUCUUGGCACGCCCUGGAAAAUCAUCAGCAUCAUCAAUCGUAUUUAUUGAGCGCUUACUGUGUGCAGAGCACUGUACUGAGCGCUUGGGAAGUACAAGUUGGCAAGUUGGCGAAGGGUAAGACUGGCACAGGGAACGGCUGCUCCGGGGCGGGAGCGCCCGCUCUGUCUUCCAGACCCGAGAUCCCCCUUUUAGACUGUGAGCCCACUGUUGGGUAGGGACUGUCUCUAGAUGUUGCCAAUUUGUACUUCCCAAGCGCUUAGUACAGUGCUCUGCACACAGUAAGCGCUCAAUAAAUACAAUUGAUGAUGAUUGAUGAUGGCCGGCUCGGGGACUUCCUCUCUUGGAGGUCGGAGAAGGGUAGUUCUCACUCUGCAGGUCCCCUUUUAGGCGCCGCUGGUUCCUAAUGCGCAUUAAACUCGUAAAGAAACUCA